Molecule: messenger RNA, 522 nt
Organism: Scomber scombrus (Atlantic mackerel)
Lineage: Eukaryota; Metazoa; Chordata; Actinopteri; Scombriformes; Scombridae
Product: SH3 domain-containing kinase-binding protein 1
Exons: 6
Coding region: 1-522 (173 amino acids)
Source: RefSeq, a predicted model, not a curated record
AUGGGCAACUAUAGCUCAGCCCUCACUCCUGACACUGAAGAGUUUGAUUCAAUUGUGUCAAUGGCGGAGAGGCUGAAUGAGCAGGUAACACUUACGAUGGAGGCGGAAAGCAAAGAAAACCAGAGUGAAGAGCUGGAUUCUUCAGCACAACAGGAAAACUCUAAGGAAACAACAGCGAAUGGCCCUGUCCUGCCUGCAGCUGAACCCAAAAGUGCACUCACACAACCCUCUCUUCCCAGUGCCGCGCAAUCCUUCUCGUCUCUUCUACCAAAAGCUCUCGCUGCUGUUCUUCAAGCGACGCGGACCCCGGGCCACAGCUCCCGCCCUCAGCACAGCAGAAACCCACAAAAUCUGCAACAACUACAGACAGAGCUGAGAGAGCUGAGGGGUGACUUUGAACAAAUGAAGAGUCAGCACAACAAAGAAAUUAAACUGCUGAUGAAUGAGCUAGAUGAGGAGAAAAGGAUUCGCUUGACUUUACAGAUGGAGAUACAACGUAUGAAGAAGCACAUGUCUAAAUGA